Fusarium venenatum is the source of this 795-nucleotide messenger RNA. Its product is annotated as dienelactone hydrolase family-domain-containing protein. Gene Ontology annotation, molecular function: hydrolase activity. NCBI's taxonomy places the organism in Eukaryota, Fungi, Ascomycota, Sordariomycetes, Hypocreales, Nectriaceae. The record is from RefSeq and is a predicted model, not a curated record.
AUGAAGUUUCUGAACCCAAUCGCUGUUGUACUCUCGCUUGUUUUGUCUGUCGCCCCUGUUGGGGUAGCAGCAGAGGCUGCAGCUGCUGAAAGCAGUUAUUUGAGGGGUGAGGAGGUCAAGUACCAAGGAUUAACUUUGUACGUGUCAAAGCCGCACAAAUCAUUGGGCUACAAGAAGCCAGGAAGCAGAACUGGCGUCCUCUUUCUGACAGACAUUUACGGCCUCAAACUCAAAGAGAACAAAGAAUUGGCCGACAACUUUGCCAAAGAGGGAUAUAUCACAGUCAUGCCAGAUCUCUUCAAUGGAUCACCCGCUCCAAGCGAGGAAACUCCUGGCUUUAACGUCACAGAGUUCCUCGCUAAGUACCCCCCAAGUGUGACCGACCCUGUUGUUGCCAAAGCAAUUGAAUACCUUCGGCAAGAACUCAAAGUCAACAAGGUUGCUGCCACUGGCUACUGUUACGGUGGAAGAUAUGUGGUCCGGGAACUUGACAAGAAGGGCGGAGCAGAUGUUGGCUUCACAGCGCAUCCUAGUUUAUUGCAGACUGAGGAGAUCCAGGCUAUCGUGAAACCCAUAUCCAUUGCUGGUGCUGCCGACGAUAAUAUCUUUCCUCAGCUGAGGCAAGCAGAAACAAACGCUAUCCUCACAAAGAUCGGAAAGCCGUUUUCUUCAACUUUGUACAGCGGAACGACUCAUGGAUUUGCGGUUCGUGCAAAUCUUUCGAAUCCGCAGCAGGCUUUUGCAAAAACAGAGGCGUUCUACCAGGCUGUCCGUUUCUUUGGAGCUUGGGACUAG